Molecule: messenger RNA, 315 nt
Organism: Laccaria bicolor S238N-H82
Lineage: Eukaryota; Fungi; Basidiomycota; Agaricomycetes; Agaricales; Hydnangiaceae
Exons: 5
Coding region: 1-315 (104 amino acids)
Source: RefSeq, a predicted model, not a curated record
AUGCAGGAUUCUAUCAAUGGCGAAGUCAGGACGUUGAAGGAUCGGUUGAGUGGAAGACUCGCCUAUCCCAUCCCCAUUCAAAUGAUUGGUGCAGAAGAAAUCAUCUGUAAAUCCAUCAGGAAACUGGUGGCGAGUGGUGGCAGCAAUCUUUCCUGCCCCAAGGAAGAUACACUCAUCAAGGCCAGGCAGACGCAUGAUGCCACCAAUGUAAAUGAUUUCGUCAACUUCUUUGUGUUCUUUGAGGUUCAAUCUCCUGUUUGCCACGAUAAGGGUCAAAUAAGGGUUAAACACUAUAUGAAUCACUGGGUCACCUAA